CCGGGCUUUCCCCGCUCCACUCCGCAGCAACUUCGGCGGCCCGCGCGCCGCCAGCCUCGCCCGCCUCUGAAGUUUGCAGCGCCCACCGCAAAGUUGGGACACUUCGGCCGAUUUAAUUUUUCUCUUUUAUCUGCCUCCUCCUCCGCCUCCCAGCCCCUUCGGUUCCUGAGUACUGGUGCUUAGCAUCUUGGCCGGUGCCGGGGACGUGGACUGUUUCGCACACCACACCUCGGGGAGGGAUUUUUCCUCUCACCCCCUCAGGAAAAUCAAACAGAUUUUUUAAGGAUGGUGCCUCUCCACUGGUGUCUGCUGUGGCUGCUAUUACCACUGAGCUCAAGGACUCAGAAGUUACCCACUCGAGAUGAGGAACUUUUUCAGAUGCAGAUCCGGGACAAGGCAUUUUUUCAUGAUUCAUCAGUAAUUCCAGAUGGAGCUGAAAUUAGCAGUUACCUCUUUAGAGACACACCCAAAAGGUAUUUCUUUGUGGUUGAAGAAGACAAUACUCCGUUAUCAGUCACAGUGACUCCCUGUGAUGCACCUUUAGAAUGGAAACUGAGUCUCCAAGAGCUGCCAGAGGACACAAGCGGGGAAGGCUCAGGUGAGCCGGAGCCUCUGGAGCAGCAGAGGCAGCAGAUCAUUCAUGAGGAAGGUACGGAAUUAUUCUCCUACAAAGGCAAUGAUGUGGAGUAUUUCAUAUCUUCUAGUUCUCCAUCUGGUCUAUACCAGUUGGAGCUGCUUUCAACAGAGAAAGACACGCAUUUCAAAGUCUAUGCCACCACAACCCCGGAGUCUGAUCAGCCCUACCCCGAAUUACCGUAUGAUCCAAGGGUGGAUGUGACCUCCCUGGGACGCACCACAGUCACUCUGGCCUGGAAACCGAGCCCCACGGCCUCCUUGCUGAAACAACCCAUUCAGUACUGUGUGGUCAUCAACAAGGAGCACAAUUUCAAAAGUCUCUGUGCAGUAGAAGCCAAACUGAGUGCAGACGAUGCUUUUAUGAUGGCUCCAAAACCCGGUCUGGACUUCAGCCCCUUUGACUUUGCCCAUUUCGGGUUUCCUUCAGAGAAUCCGGGUAAAGAACGCAGCUUCCUAGCAAAGCCUGCUCCCAAACUGGGGCGGCAUGUGUACUGGAGGCCCAAGGUCGACAUUCAGAAAAUCUGCAUCGGGAACAAGAACAUCUUCACCGUCUCGGACCUGAAGCCCGACACGCAGUACUACUUCGAUGUCUUCGUGGCCAACAGCAACAGCAACACGAGUACCGCGUACGUGGGCACCUUCGCCAGGACCAAGGAGGAAGCGAAACAGAAGACAGUUGAGCUAAAAGAUGGGAAAGUGUCAGAUGUAUUCGUCAAACGGAAGGGAGCGAAGUUUUUACGCUUUGCACCGGUCUCUUCUCACCAAAAAGUCACUUUAUUUAUUCACUCCUGUCUGGACGCUAUUCAGAUCCAAGUAAGAAGGGAUGGGAAACUCCUCCUGUCUCAGAAUGUGGAAGGCAUCCGGCAGUUUCAGCUUCGAGGAAAGCCCAAAGCGAAGUAUGUCAUCCGACUGAAAGGACACAAGAAAGGGGCGUCGAUGUUGAAGAUCCUGGCCACCACGAGGCCGAGCAAGCAGCCCUUCCCCUCUCUUCCUGAAGACACGAGAAUCAAAGCCUUCGACAAGCUCCGCACCUGCUCCUCGGCCACCGUGGCCUGGCUGGGCACUCAGGAGAGGAACAAGUUCUGCAUCUACAAAAAGGAAGUGGACGAUAGCUACAAUGAAGACCAGAAGAGAAGAGAGCAAAACCAAUGCCUAGGACCAGACACGAGGAAGAAAUCGGAAAAAGUACUCUGUAAAUAUUUCCACAGUCAAAACCUACAGAAAGCAGUGACCACGGAAACAAUUAAGGGGCUUCUGCCUGGAAAGUCUUACCUGCUGGAUGUGUAUGUCAUAGGACACGGGGGCCACUCGGUGAAGUACCAGAGUAAAGUCGUGAAAACCAGGAAGUUCUGUUAGUUACCUCGUAGGGCGAGAUGCUGUUACAUAGACCUGCAGGAGAGACAUGGAAUCACUUUAAGCAUAAACUGACUACUCCCACGGCUGAGAGAAGUGGCGACGAGUCCUUGGACUGUGAACGGAAAGAUAUCAACUUGUGUAUGUUGGUGUUUAUAGGAGUAUCUGUUGAGGAGUCUUGUUCUAGUGUACCUCAGUGGUACCUAGUAUGUGUCUGCUGCCCGUUGCUGUCAGAGAGGGCAUCUGGAAGGAACUGACAUCCCUUGCUUUGACCACUGCAUGAACUGCUUCUAAAUUAUUUUAUUACCUGAAAAUUUAAAAUAUGCCAUUCAUUGCACACAUCCACAAAUGCAAAUCAUUCCUCUCUAUAGAUGCUAGGAUAUAUAUAAAUUAUUUUAUAAAGUCUUGUUUUAAAUGUCAGUGUUUCUAUGAUUGUAAACUAUUAAAUUCUUUUCCUGUUAAAGUACAGAUCUAAUCUAAGUAUAUAAUUAAGUGGACAGCCCUUUAGUCAAUUAUAUUGCUAUUGUAAAUUCUUAUCUGUUGAGUAAAAUGUUUAAAUACUGUAUGUAUCUCAUGUACAAAGUUGACAUACAUUAUAUUCAUGUACAUAAAAUUAAAGAUAUUAGAUUAUAUACUAUUCAUUUUCCCAAGCA
Molecule: messenger RNA, 2642 nt
Organism: Neogale vison (American mink)
Lineage: Eukaryota; Metazoa; Chordata; Mammalia; Carnivora; Mustelidae
Gene: NDNF
Product: neuron derived neurotrophic factor
Exons: 4
Coding region: 286-1992 (568 amino acids)
Biological process (GO): extracellular matrix organization
Molecular function (GO): protein binding
Source: RefSeq, a predicted model, not a curated record